AUGGAUGAGGAGUACGACGUGAUCGUGCUGGGGACGGGGCUCAAGGAGUGCAUCCUCAGUGGCAUCCUCUCCGUCGAUGGCCUCAAGGUUCUUCACAUGGACAGGAAUGACUACUACGGUGGAGAAUCUACAUCCCUGAAUCUGGCCAAGAUCUGGAAGAGAUUCAAAGGCAGCGACACCACUCCUGACCAUCUGGGUGUCAGCAAGGAGUACAACGUCGACAUGGUGCCCAAGUUCAUGAUGGCCAACGGUGCAUUGGUACGUGUCUUGAUCCGCACCAGCGUGACAAAGUAUCUGAACUUCAAGGCCGUCGAUGGCAGCUUCGUCUACAACAACGGGAAGAUCCACAAAGUCCCUGCGACAGAUGUUGAAGCCUUGAAAUCUAACCUAAUGGGAUUGUUUGAAAAGCGCCGCGCUAGGAAGUUCUUCAUUUACGUUCAGGACUACGAAGAGGAUGACGCGAAGUCACACGAAGGCCUAAAUCUGCACAAAGUCACGACGAGGGAACUCAUCUCCAAAUAUGGACUGGAGGAUGACACGAUUGACUUUAUUGGUCAUGCAUUGGCACUUCACCGCGAUGACAGCUAUCUCGAUGAGCCCGCAAUUGACACUGUCAAGAGAAUGAAGCUGUAUUCGGAAUCAUUGGCACGCUUCCAAGGUGGAUCACCUUAUAUCUACCCCUUGUAUGGUCUAGGAGAGCUCCCUCAGGCAUUUGCUCGUCUGAGCGCUGUUUAUGGUGGCACAUACAUGCUUAACAAACCAGAAUGCAAGGUUGAGUUCGAUGAGAGUGGUAAAGCAUUUGGUGUGACAUCCGAAGGGGAGACGGCAAAAUGCAAAAAAGUUGUUUGUGACCCAUCAUACUUGCCUGACAAGGUGAAGAAGGUCGGAAGGGUGGCGCGUGCGAUAUGCAUAAUGAAGCAUCCCAUUCCUGACACCAAAGAUUCUCACUCCGUGCAGAUUAUCCUCCCAAAGAAACAGCUGAAGCGCAAAUCAGACAUGUACGUGUUCUGCUGCUCGUACGCUCACAACGUUGCACCGAAAGGCAAGUUCAUCGCCUUUGUGUCGACUGAAGCUGAGACCGACAAGCCUGAGAUCGAGCUGAAACCCGGGAUCGAUCUGCUCGGCCCCGUGGAGGAGACGUUCUUCGACAUGUACGAUCGAUACGAGCCUGUUAAUGCUGCUGAGGAGGACAACUGUUUCUUGACAACUAGCUACGACGCGACCACCCAUUUUGAGACAACGGUGAAGGAUGUGCUCGCCUUGUACAGCAAGAUCACUGGAAAGGAACUUGAUCUUUCCGUGGAUCUGAAUGCUGCCAGUGCCGGUGAAAAUGAUGCCGCUUGA
Messenger RNA from Triticum turgidum subsp. durum (durum wheat), 1344 nucleotides. NCBI's taxonomy places the organism in Eukaryota, Viridiplantae, Streptophyta, Magnoliopsida, Poales, Poaceae. The record is from the annotation of a GenBank genome assembly.